This is a messenger RNA of Xiphophorus hellerii (green swordtail), 647 nucleotides long. RefSeq names its product SRA stem-loop interacting RNA binding protein (gene slirp). Gene Ontology annotation, molecular function: RNA binding. Lineage: Eukaryota; Metazoa; Chordata; Actinopteri; Cyprinodontiformes; Poeciliidae. The transcript is spliced from 4 exons. The record is from RefSeq and is a predicted model, not a curated record. Bases 51 to 353 code for a protein of 100 amino acids.
UCACGUGUCUGUAUACGUCAGGGGUCAUAGUAGCAGGAGAAGGAGACAAGAUGGCAGCCUCGGCUAAGAAAGUGUUGGAGGUGUUUGUGUCUAAAAUCCCCUGGACUGUAGCUGGCAAGGAGAUGAAGGCGUAUUUUGGACAGUUUGGUCCAGUGAAGAGAUGCGUCCUUCCAUUUGACAAAGACACUGGUUUCCAUAGAGGGUUCUGCUGGGUUUUAUUCUCCACAGAGGAGGGACUAAACAACGCGCUGCAGAAGGACCCCCACAUUCUGGAAGGAGCAAAGCUUCUUGUUCAGAGGAACAGACGUCCCUUUGAAGGACAGAGGUCCAACAAAGAUGGAGACUUUGACUGAAGCUUGGUGGUUCUACUGAGCAGAUGAGACCAAACAUGUUGUUUUCUUUGUUGGAACGCUUCAUUCCUCCUGCUUUAUAUCUGAAUGAACCAUUCAGACAGAAGCAGGAUCAAUGUGUCUGCAUGGAGUCCAGCGUCAGGAAAGAUUUCUUCAUUAUUCAGACUCACUUGAACUGAGCCUAAAUGUUACUGUCAGUUUAUUCACUAAUAAAUUCUGUAUUUAUUGUGAGAAAAAAUGCUCUCCAUCACAUACUGUCAGUUGCUUUAAUCAAUAAAAAUGUUUAUUGCUAUUUUA